CGCUCAAUUCCUUUCACCAAUUGUUCCGAACGGCGACCUUGAUUAUUUCCCUCCAGCAGCAUCUCUUCCGCCGUUCACUUACGCUCUCUAACUACCGAAGCAUUGCAUAUUACAGCGAAAAAAUAAAAAUCACAAUGCUCCGCCGUCCACCGACAACCCUCACCCUCACCGCCGAAGACGUCGCAGCCUACGAGGACGGUCGCUUCGCUGCUGUCGCCGCACAGGCUCAAGCACAUUCUCGUCACAACUCCCGGGCGCCGUCGCAUCAACCACAACCAACAGCAAUGGACACGUCCUCAUCAUCGCCUACCCCAUCCCCACCACAAGCUGCCGAUGAUGAAGACAUGCGGGAUGUCGACGUCGAAGAAGGCGAUGAUGCAAGCGAUUCAUUCAUAACAGAGCCUCGCCGCGCUGCCCGUGAACAGAUCCGUGGACGCGAAACAUCACCCGGUCAAGCACGCGCCGCAUACCUCCAACAAUUACGAGCAGCAAGAAACCAACCCGGCGGUGCUAAUUCUACCACUACUGCGGCGGCUCCCCCAACUCGAAUGCAGCGUAUUACAGGAGCAACCCAACAACCCCCUGCGACGAGAAUAGCAGGUGCAGGUACUACGACACGCGCCGGCGCGAGCCGACAGGGGAGCACCGAACCUUCUGUUGCUCCGCGUAUGAUGACAAGAAGUAGAGAGGAAAGAAUAGGCAUUGCGGGGCCAAAUACGGGGUCAGGGACGGGACAAGCCGCGGGGUCGAGAAGACGGUAAUGCUAAGAAGCGAAGCUACUUACGACGAUAUCGAGCAAACCAAAUUAAGAUACAAGGAUAUCUCGUCGGUUAUUGUCAAUAGUCAAUCAGGAUACAAGAAUGCGUUGGCUAUGCUGAGUAUAUCAAUAGUACAAAGAUCUAAGAUGGAAGUCCAACCACGAAGUUUUCAGCCCUCACUCUUCACCACAACAGCACUCAGUCACUUCUCCCCACCUAACAUUUCAAAAAUGUAGCUCCCCCCAUGCGCCUCUAAUCCCAAUAUCAAAGUACAGCGAAACCCUCAGAUCAAGAUAUGAUUUCUUCCGCCUUACAAGCUUACUAUCGUACAACCGCACUGAACACCAGCGUCCCGCUCUGACGGGGCUGCAUAAUGGCUCUUCUUUGCAAUCGUACCAGAAGCGACUUCUUCACUGCUUAUAAGUCAAGCGUCUACCUACAAAGUAGGUAGGCUGCCUAUUGCAUUGCAGGUUGAUUUAAUGUAGGCGAAGAAUCUAUCUGGUUGGCUGGGCGGUGGAGACUAGGAAAUGAUACUUUCGGAUAUUUAGGGGCGCUGGGGUCUGCUGUGUGAUUUUGUUUGUUAGCGUGAUUGG
Molecule: messenger RNA, 1351 nt
Organism: Hypoxylon trugodes
Lineage: Eukaryota; Fungi; Ascomycota; Sordariomycetes; Xylariales; Hypoxylaceae
Exons: 3
Coding region: 135-761 (208 amino acids)
Biological process (GO): anaphase-promoting complex-dependent catabolic process
Cellular component (GO): anaphase-promoting complex
Source: RefSeq, a predicted model, not a curated record